UAGAUACGUACAGAUGCAAUACAGGAUGUUUAACGAGAAUGUUCUAAGGAAGUUACCAUUACCCUUAAAUAAGGAGAAGAAGAUGCAAUAGGCAUAGUACCUCACUCGAUGAUCAGUAACUUCACAAGAAGGGCAGAUUGGCUGGCUUUUUCAACAGGAUGAUCAGUAUAUCUGAAGAUUUGAUCAGAGGCAUUGAGAUUUCUUUUAAAAGAGAUGAACUUCAGAAUUCUAGAUCUCUUAGAAAGUUGUGGUAUAUAGUUUAACAUAGAUGUAUUCCGACUUUGACUGAAGGGUGAACAUUGAAAUCAAUAUUGUUUGAUUUUGCAUUGAAAUGGUGUCUUGGCUACUUUGGUUUCACACUCCGGGUUCUGUAAUUUUGAUUUUGGCAAUUAUCCUUUGUUAUUUGAACCUAAUGAAAAUAAAUUUGCAUAGAUUAGAAGCUUUCUUCAACUUUUGCAAUUUAGUUUUUCACAAAGAUUUUUGUGAUGAGGUUUUUUUUUGGUUUACUUCGGAUUUUAUCAUAUUCUUCUGUGCAAAUACUUUAACUUAGCUUGAAACCUGUUGUAAUAGAAUGUUUUUAUCCAGGGCUGUCGUGAAAAUGAGAAGAACGAAGACAAAAGUGAUUUUUCUUCUUCUUUUCAAUCUUAAUAUGUUGCUUAGGCUGAUUAGUUAAUUUGCUUGUCAGGUGUAAUGACAGAGAAAAUGAUCCAUCUCAUGAAAAGCAGAUGUAAGUUUCUGAACCUCACUUUUAAGGUAAAAUGGCACACAUCUAGGAGAGUAAAAAAAAAACUAUCAAAGACUCGCAUGGAAUAGAGAAAUUAUUGUUACUGGGAUACAUCUGCACCAAAGCACAUGUGAUUUUGUCCCCUGGUUUGUAUGGGGUUUUGCUAUAUAUUUAUUUAAGCUGUCCAAAUCACUCACGGUUCUUUAUAAAAUUCUCAAGUGCAUCUUAGCUAUGACUAUAUAUAUAAAUAUAUGUAUCUGCAAAGUUACUAGUACCAGCACAUGGUUUGUGCCGAACCAUAGGAAGCAAAAAAGGAAACAAAGGCCAAAUGGAUAGAGCAUUUAUUACUUUAUGGGGGUGUUGGUUUUUUCGAUUGGCUUAUUAAAUUAGAACAAUGUUAUGUCAUUGUUAAUCUUACAAGUUACGUAAGUUUAGAUUCUUGCAAGCCUACUUUUAAGACAGAUCUCAAGCUCAUAAAUCUAUUUCAGAUGUCGUGUAGAGACUUUUGAAACUCAUUCAUUUGUACAAUCCAAGCACUUUUAAUUCUUACACUACAAACUUAGGUCUUCUCACUCCAGAUUAUGGAUCUAGAAAGUGUAUUUGUGCACUUAGAAAGUCAUUACCAAAUGGGCUCUUAGAUUACACCAAUUGGGAUUUCCUUACAGGAAGCUUGUGCAGGUUAAUUCAUAAAGGGAAUAAGAUUGUUGGAGAAAAGUGAAUUUGAAGCUGAUUGUUUGUAGCAGGGAUAGGGAUCAUUGUACAUGCUUUGUUCAAACUCUUUUUAGAUCCAAAGGACGAAAGCUGAAGACAAAGGGGAUGCAUGCAUGCGUCUAUUAGGGAGACCAAUUACUUGCUGGAAAACAGGUUGGAACUUAGGAACGAGGAAUUUCGCUACUUUUGUAGGUUAGGGCUUUAGGUAAACUAAUCACUGUGCUGCUCUCAUUCUCCCUCUGUUUUCCAAGAGACUGUUCUUCACAUCCUGAAUACACUUUCCUUGGCUGACCCCAUUUUCAAGAUUCCUCCACUGUCUCUGUCUCUGUCUACAGAUUUGGUAAAGCCAAGGAGUUAAGUUCAGUGGGUCUCUUUCAGCUUCCCAUCUCCUUCUUCCUUCUGAUGGAAAUGAUUUUGUUAUAGAACCCAGAAAUAUGAUGCAAGAUCUGUUGCAGAACAGGAAUCCAUGGAGCUUCUUCGAUGCCACUUACAAGGCUCUGUUUUGGAGCUUCACUUUCUUUUUCCCUCUCCUUCAUUUUCCCUCUUUUGCUCUUAACAGCGAUGGCGCCCUCUUGUUGUCUCUCAAACGCUCCAUUCUCGGCGAUCCCUUGUCUGUUUUCGCGAAUUGGAAUGUUUAUGAUGCGACACCCUGUUCUUGGCAUGGAGUCACCUGCACCGACCUCCGUGGCUAUGGCGGCGGAUGGCCGGAUUUGCUCAGAGUCACUGCCGUCUCACUCCCUGGCAGCCAGCUUCUGGGUUCCAUUCCUGAUGAGCUUGGAAGGAUCGAACACCUUCGUCUUCUUGAUCUUUCCGGUAAUUUCUUUAAUGGGUCUCUCCCGGUUUCCAUUUUCAAUGCUUCGGAGCUUCAGAUUCUUUCUCUUUCGAACAAUGUAAUCUCCGGGGAGUUGCCGGCGGAAUUUGGGGGUUUGAAGAGUCUUCAGGUUUUGAAUCUGUCUGAUAAUGCGUUGGCCGGGAAAUUGCCGGGAAAUCUCUCUGCUUUGAAGAAUCUCACCGUCGUUUCUCUGAGGAGUAAUUAUUUCGCCGGAGAGAUUCCUGGGAAUUUCAGUUGGGUUGAGGUUUUGGAUUUGUCUUCUAAUUUGCUCAAUGGGUCUUUGCCGGCGGAUUUUGGUGGGGAGAAACUACGGUAUUUGAACUUCUCUUACAAUAAAAUUUCAGGUCCCGUUCCACCGGAGUUCGCGAAGUGGAUUCCGGCGAAUGCGACGAUGGAUCUCUCUUUCAACAAUCUCACCGGAGCGAUUCCUCAGUCGGCUGCUCUGCUCAGCCAGAAAACAGAGGCGUUCGCCGGAAAUGAAGAUCUCUGUGGGAAGCCAUUGAAGCACCUCUGUUCGAUUCAUUCCUCUCUAACAACUCCCCCAAAUGUUUCUGAAAUUUCAUCUUCUUCUCCGGCAAUCGCCGCCAUACCAAAAACAAUCGUCUCUAUUCCAGCAACAAAGUCCCCCGGAGGUCCGAACGGGACGCAAACUUCUCAGCCGCAAAACACCAUGAAACCCAUCACAAUAGCCGCAAUUGCGGUCGGAGACCUUGCUGGAAUCACCAUUCUGGCCAUCGGGAUUCUCUACGUCUACCAUCACCGGAAACAAACAAAUCCAAAUUCCAAAACCUCCAAAUCCGCCGAGAAGAAGCCGCCGAUUGGCUCAGACCAAGACCACCAAAACAACCAAAGAAAACCCUCAUCGGCGUUGUUCUGUUUGGCCAACAAAGGAGAAGAUACAUCGGAGGCGACGAGUUCUUCCGACGGCGAAGAGCAGAGGGAGAAAUCCGGAGCAAACCACGGCGGAGUGAACAGAGACAGUGAGAAAAACGGCGUGCUGGUGACAUUGGACGGAGAAACAGAGAUGGAAUUGGAGACAUUGUUAAAGGCGUCAGCAUAUAUACUUGGAGCAAGCGGCGGAAGCAUCGUGUACAAGGCGGUGCUGGAGGACGGUACGGCGUUCGCCGUCAGAAGGAUCGGCGACGUCAACUUUGAGAGAUUGAGGGAUUUCGAGGCGCAAAUGAGAGCCAUUGCUAAGCUCCGACAUCAAAAUUUGGUGAAAAUUCGCGGGUUCUUUUGGGGAGAAGAUGAAAAGCUCAUAAUCUAUGAUUACGUCUCCAAUGGCUGCCUUGCAACCUCCCUUCACAAAAAACCGAGUUCAUCGUCUUCUUCCCAUAUCCAUCUAUCAUUUGAAGUCCGACUGAAAAUCGCAAGAGGAAUCGCCAGAGGAAUGGCCUUCAUCCACGACAAGAAGCACAUCCAUGGCAACCUGAAGCCUUCCAACAUCCUGUUAAACGCCGACAUGGAGCCCUUAAUCACCGAUCUCGGCCUCAACAAGCUCCUCUCCCGCAGUUCCAAGAUCGCCUUCGCCUCCACUUCAUCCCGGAACUUCGGCAGCCACAGAUCCACGCCGAAUCGCGAUCACCAUGACGGCGGUGGUGGAGGGAGCCCCGCGGUGAGCGUGGGAUCGGCGUACCAGGCGCCGGAAUCGCUGAAGAAUCUGAAACCGAGCCCUAAAUGGGACGUGUACUCGUUCGGGUUGAUUCUGGUGGAGCUUCUGAGCGGGAAAAUUGUGAGGGAGAGGGAGGGCGGCAUUGAAGACGAGGGGCGGAUGAAGAAGAUGGUGGAUCCGACGAUUAGAGGGGAAUUGGAAGGGAAAGAGGAGGCGGUAAUGGAGAUUUUUAGAUUAGGGUUUAGGUGUGCUUGUUUUGUGCCUCAAAAGAGACCCACCAUGAGAGAGGCUGUCCUAGUUCUGGAAAAAAUUUGUUCUUCCUAGAGCUAAUUGAUUUGAUCAUGGGGUUUCU
Cucurbita maxima (winter squash) is the source of this 4231-nucleotide messenger RNA. RefSeq names its product reticulon-like protein B11. Gene Ontology annotation, molecular function: protein kinase activity; ATP binding; protein binding. Bases 1870 to 4203 code for a protein of 777 amino acids. The transcript has 4 exons. NCBI's taxonomy places the organism in Eukaryota, Viridiplantae, Streptophyta, Magnoliopsida, Cucurbitales, Cucurbitaceae. Gene Ontology annotation, biological process: protein phosphorylation. The record is from RefSeq and is a predicted model, not a curated record.